CCGAGCCCGGCCCGGGGGUGGGGGAGCCGCGGCCGCCGGCGCCUGCUCCGUCCCCUCCCACUCGCACGGCCCCUUCCUCCCUCCUCUCACGGCUGCUCGCAUUUCCUGCCGCCCUGGCUCUCCCGGCCCCUAAAAGUUCUUCCCAACUUUCUCUCCCCCGAGCGGGCGCAGUCGGGGGCAGGUUGCUGCGCUCCUCCUCGCUCAGCUGCCUGCCCUCCCGGCUUAGGUCCUCGGGGAGCAGCAGACACAAAGUGGCCGCUGGCGGUCCUUCCUCUCCCACCUCACCCAUCCUCCUCUCCCCGGCCCCCUCCGGCGGGACACCCCGCGCCUAGGUGGUUCUGCUUUUCUCCUUCUCCGUGCGCCCCUGCGCCGACUCUCGCGCCGGGAUCGCGGAGGAAACCUCCCUCCCCUUUCGCCUCGGCCGGCUCCUUCCCUCUGCCCCUCCUCCGCCAGCCACUGGAGUCAAUUCCUUGGGGAAUUGGGGCUCCGCUGCCGCCGCGGAGGACAGCCUUUCCGCGCGGGACCCCAGGGCACCGCCGGGGCCAUGUAAGCAGUGAUCCUCCAGAGCGCCACGCCGGGCAUGGACACCUUUUUCCGUAUCUGGAGGAGCACGGGUAGUAGUGUCAUCACCCGGUCACGAAACUGCUAAGGCCAGCUCCGGGGCGUGGGCGCCAGGAUAGGGCAGCGUCCAAAGGCCAUAUAGCCAUGCCUUUCGGCCUGAAGCUCCGCCGGACGCGGCGCUACAACGUGCUGAGCAAGAACUGCUUUGUCACCCGGAUCCGCCUGUUGGACAGCAAUGUCAUCGAAUGCACACUGUCGGUGGAAAGCACAGGGCAGGAGUGCCUGGAGGCUGUGGCCCAGAGGCUGGAGUUGCGGGAGACGCACUACUUUGGCCUUUGGUUUCUCAGCAAGAGCCAGCAAGCACGAUGGGUGGAGCUGGAGAAACCUCUGAAGAAACAUCUGGACAAAUUCGCUAAUGAGCCGCUGCUCUUCUUUGGAGUCAUGUUCUAUGUGCCAAAUGUGUCAUGGCUUCAGCAAGAGGCCACGAGAUAUCAGUAUUACCUGCAAGUCAAAAAAGACGUGCUUGAAGGGCGGUUGCGGUGUACGUUGGAACAGGUGAUUCGGCUAGCCGGCUUAGCUGUGCAAGCUGAUUUUGGAGACUAUAAUCAGUUUGAUUCUCAAGAUUUCCUCAGAGAAUAUGUGCUAUUUCCUAUGGAUUUGGCCCUGGAAGAGGCUGUUCUGGAGGAGCUGACGCAGAAAGUAGCCCAAGAACACAAAGCCCACAGUGGAAUCCUGCCAGCCGAAGCUGAGCUUAUGUACAUCAACGAAGUGGAACGUUUGGAUGGAUUUGGACAGGAAGUCUUUCCUGUGAAGGACAAUCAUGGAAAUAGCGUGCACCUGGGCAUCUUCUUCAUGGGGAUUUUUGUGAGCAACAGGAUUGGAAGACAAGGAGUAAUAUACAGGUGGAAUGACAUCGGGAAUAUCACUCAUAACAAGUCGACGAUCCUAGUGGAGCUCAUCAACAAGGAAGAGACUGCCCUCUUCCACACGGAUGAUAUCGAAAAUGCCAAGUAUAUUUCUCGGUUGUUUGCUACAAGGCACAAGUUUUACAAACAAAACAAAAUCUGCACUGAACAGUCAAAUUCUCCACCCCCUAUCAGACGCCAGCCCACCUGGAGCCGAUCCUCCCUGCCCCGGCAGCAGCCGUACAUCUUGCCUCCCAUGCACGUGCAGUGUGGCGAACACUACUCGGAAACACACACUUCACAAGACAGCAUUUUCCAUGGGAAUGAAGAAGCCUUGUAUUGCAACUCUCACAACAGCCUGGACUUAAAUUAUUUAAAUGGCACCGUCACCAAUGGCAGUGUGUGUAGCGUUCACAGUGUCAACUCCCUCAACUGCUCCCAGAGUUUCAUCCAGGCUUCUCCCGUAUCCUCCAACCUCAGCAUCCCUGGGAGUGACAUCAUGCGGGCUGACUACAUCCCUAGCCACCGACACAGCGCGAUCAUCGUGCCGUCUUACCGGCCGACCCCCGAUUAUGAGACAGUCAUGCGGCAGAUGAAGAGGGGGGUCAUGCACACAGACAGCCAGAGCCAGUCUCUACGAAACCUCAACAUCAUCAACACCCACGCCUACAACCAGCCGGAGGACCUGGUGUACAGCCAGCCCGAGAUGCGGGAGAGGCACCCCUACACUGUCCCUUAUGGACCACAGGGGGGCUACAGUAACAAGCUUGUUGCUCCAUCUGACCAGAUAAACCCAAAGAAUAACACAGUACCCAGCAAGCCGGGGGCAAGUGCCAUCUCACACACGGUGAGCACCCCAGAGUUGGCCAACAUGCAACUCCAAGGCACCCAUAACUACAACACGGCCCAUAUGCUCAAAAACUAUCUCUUCAGGCCGCCGCCCCCCUAUCCACGACCCCGCCCUGCCACCAGCACCCCAGACCUCGCCAGCCACCGCCACAAGUACGUGAGUGGCAGUAGCCCCGACCUGGUGACCCGCAAAGUGCAGCUCUCAGUGAAGACCUUCCAAGAAGACAGCUCCCCGGUGGUGCAUCAGUCUCUCCAGGAGGUGAGCGAGCCCCUCACGGCCACCAAGCACCAUGGCACAGUGAACAAGCGCCACAGCCUGGAGGUGAUGAACAGCAUGGUGCGGGGCAUGGAAGCCAUGACACUGAAGUCACUCAACAUCCCCAUGGCUCGCCGAAACACCCUCCGGGAGCAGGGGCCACCUGAAGAGGUGCCAGGGAGCCACGAGGUUCACCAGCUUCCCCAGUAUCACCACAAUAAGACUUUCUCUGAUGCCACGAUGCUGAUCCACAGCAGCGAGAGCGAGGAGGAGGAGGAGGAGGCUCCAGAAUCGGUGCCCCAGAUCCCUGUGCUCCGUGAGAAGAUGGAGUACAGCGCUCAGCUGCAAGCAGCCUUAGCCCGAAUUCCAAACAAGCCCCCGCCCGAGUACCCGGGACCGAGGAAAAGCGUUAGCAACGGGGCACUGAGGCAAGACCAGGUUAGCCUUCCUCCUGCCAUCGCCAGAGCCAGGGUGCUGCGGCACGGGCCGGCCAAGGCUGUCAGUGUCUCCCGAGCUGACCAGCUGGCUGUCAACGGGUCCUCUCUCGGUCCAUCCAUCUCAGAACCCGACCUGACAAGCGUGAAGGAGCGAGUCAAAAAAGAGCCUGUGAAGGAGAGACCUGUGUCUGAAAUGUUUUCCCUGGAGGACAGCAUUAUAGAGAGAGAGAUGAUGAUCAGGAAUCUAGAGAAGCAGAAGAUGGCAGGCCUGGAGGCGCAGAAGAGGCCACUGAUGUUGGCAGCACUGAAUGGACUCUCAGUUGCUCGGGUCUCAGGGCGGGAAGAGAGUCAAGUUGAUGCCACCCGAGUUCCCAUGGACGAGAGGUUCAGAACCCUGAAGAAGAAGCUAGAAGAGGGAAUGGUGUUCACAGAAUAUGAGCAAAUUCCAAAGAAAAAGGCAAAUGGCAUCUUCAGCACAGCGGCUCUGCCAGAAAAUGCUGAACGCAGCCGAAUCCGGGAAGUUGUCCCCUAUGAGGAGAAUCGAGUAGAGCUGAUACCGACCAAAGAAAAUAACACAGGUUACAUUAAUGCCUCCCAUAUCAAGGUCGUGGUUGGUGGGGCAGAAUGGCACUACAUAGCCACUCAGGGGCCCCUGCCACACACUUGCCAUGACUUCUGGCAGAUGGUGUGGGAGCAGGGAGCGAAUGUGAUCGCCAUGGUCACCGCAGAAGAGGAAGGCGGACGAACCAAGAGCCACCGAUACUGGCCCAAACUGGGUUCCAAGCACAGCUCAGCCACCUAUGGCAAGUUCAAGGUCACCACGAAGUUCCGAACAGAUUCUGGUUGCUAUGCAACCACAGGCUUGAAGGUCAAGCACCUUUUGUCUGGGCAGGAAAGGACGGUGUGGCAUUUGCAGUAUACUGACUGGCCAGAUCAUGGCUGCCCAGAGGAUGUCCAAGGAUUUUUGUCCUACUUGGAGGAGAUCCAGUCGGUCCGUCGGCAUACCAACAGCAUGCUGGAAGGCACCAAGAGCUGGCACCCUCCGAUUGUCGUCCACUGCAGUGCUGGGGUGGGAAGGACCGGCGUGGUCAUUCUCUCUGAGCUGAUGAUCUACUGCCUGGAGCAUAAUGAAAAGGUGGAGGUGCCCAUGAUGCUGAGGCUCCUCAGGGAGCAAAGGAUGUUCAUGAUCCAGACCAUCGCUCAGUACAAGUUUGUCUACCAAGUCCUCAUCCAAUUCCUCCAGAACUCCAGACUCAUUUAACCUCCCGAUCCGCCUCCUGGAAGAGGAACCCAGCUCCAUCUUGCAGAUGGAGAGGCACCUCCAGACAACAUCUGCUCCUCCAGCAGGCUGCAGAUGGCCGGAGCAGGCAGGCCACGGGCUCCUUGAAGAUGGGAGCCAAGAUUAUUCAAAACAUCAUGUAUUAUUUUAUAUGAGAUAAUUUAUUUUUUUCCCCUUUGCAA
Molecule: messenger RNA, 4469 nt
Organism: Ceratotherium simum simum (southern white rhinoceros)
Lineage: Eukaryota; Metazoa; Chordata; Mammalia; Perissodactyla; Rhinocerotidae
Gene: PTPN14
Product: protein tyrosine phosphatase non-receptor type 14
Biological process (GO): protein dephosphorylation; lymphangiogenesis
Cellular component (GO): cytoskeleton; cytoplasm
Molecular function (GO): protein tyrosine phosphatase activity
Source: RefSeq, a predicted model, not a curated record